AUGCUACUUUUUUAUUCAUUGUUAGGUGUCCAGUCCGCAGAACAACUUACCCAGUCAGAGCCAGCGGUGAUAAAGCCGGGGAACUCUCACACACUGACCUGUAAAGCGUCUGGAUUCACUUUCAGCAACUACUGGUAUUAUAUGCACUGGAUCAGACAGUUCUCUGAUGGAAAGUUACAAUGGUUGUGUUAUAUUAGUAGCGGUGGGAGCACGGGCUAUAAUGAUGCUGUUAAAGGGAGAUUCACAACCACCAGAGAUAAUAACAAUAACAAGCUGACUCUGAAAACAGACAACAUGAAAAUAGAAGACACUGCCAUGUAUUACUGUGCAAGAGAGACACACUGA
Staurois parvus is the source of this 345-nucleotide messenger RNA. The record is from the annotation of a GenBank genome assembly. NCBI's taxonomy places the organism in Eukaryota, Metazoa, Chordata, Amphibia, Anura, Ranidae.